Messenger RNA from Vollenhovia emeryi, 1033 nucleotides. RefSeq names its product IQ domain-containing protein D-like. Gene Ontology annotation, molecular function: protein binding. The record is from RefSeq and is a predicted model, not a curated record. Gene Ontology annotation, biological process: cilium organization. Gene Ontology annotation, cellular component: cytoplasm; motile cilium. The transcript has 2 exons. Lineage: Eukaryota; Metazoa; Arthropoda; Insecta; Hymenoptera; Formicidae. The coding region runs from base 110 to 1009 and encodes 299 amino acids.
GUUAUUCCAAGAUAUUUUUUUUGAAGCUCUGCGUAUAUUAAAUCUUUCGCGAAGAUUGUCUUGCCCUCCCAUCAUCUUGUAAUAGAAGUAAGAAUCUCGGAAGAGCAGGAUGCGCUUCGGACAAUCGCUAAUUUACGUCCGCUCCUUCAAUGACUCUACAUCUAGGAACUAUGUGUGUGAGGUCCUGAAAAAAGUCCUUCACGAAAUAAGGAACCAUAGAAGGUUCGACAGUCUACAAGAAGAGAUUAAUAAUAUCGCAAAGAAGGAGGAAGGCGAGCGUAAUCUCGAGGAGAGCGCCCAGAAAUGGCUGAGCCAAGCUGAGCAACUUCGAGAGCUGCUAGAAUCAGACAGAAAAGCGAACGAGAAAGACAAGGAAAGGACGAUAGAACUCGCGCAGGAAAGCGACGCGCGGGUCGACCACGCGAUAUUCUUAAAUAGCGGAAAAUUGGGUAACGCAGAAUUUGUACGGGUGCGCUUUGUGACAUUCUUACCGGGUCUGUUGUACUCAGGCUAUGCGGAGAGAUGGGCAAAGGCUAGAUUGGAACAGCAAGAACUCAAACUGCAGCUACAGAAGAAAGAUAUGCUGAACAAACUGAGUGAAUAUGCAAAGGAAUACAAUGAGGAGCAGAUCAUCUCGGCUGAAACGAGUGCUUACCUAGAAGCGGACAUCAAAGAGAAAGAAGAGCAGAUAGAAAUGUGGACGAAGAGAUACAAUAAAGAGAUUGUGGAACGGCAGCAGGAAAUCGAUGAGUUAAAGAUAGUAAUAGAAGAACAAAAAUUAGAGAUGGAGAAAAUGCGCGCUUUAAUGGACAAACGACAAAAGUUUAUUGACCAAUUUAUCGCCGAGGAGGAAAUAUUGGAAGAGAAAGAGAAGCUAAAUAAAGCUGCGACUCUCAUCCAAUCGAUAUGGAGGGGUCACAUGGUGAGGCAACAAUUAGGAAAGUACAAAGGUCUUCGAAGACGAUUGAAAAGGCGGAAGAGAUUAAGCAAAAGAGAAAGAGGUCGAUGAAAAGAUCAAAGAGUACACCGAAGA